GUGACAUGAAUGAAAUUAUUACUACUUGAUUUGUAUGUGAAAUAAAAAAGCCUGAAGGGCGGGUGUCUGACAUUUUCCCGGUAAUUCUUGUACUAUCGAAAUUUAAUUUAGUUGUGAUAAUUAGUUAAAGAUUAGCGUAGUUUUUAAUUGUCCGAUGUUUUAAGAAAAUUUAAAGAGUGCCUUUUCUCUCGUGAAUAUAAAAAUUAUGGCUAAUGACGUUAAGAGAUUUCUCAAGGAAUACAACGAGUUGCAAACUUCGGAGUUCAAUAUUAAUCCUAAAAUUGUAGGAAACUAUAAUUUAAAUAGGCAAGAUGUUGUAACGCAAGUCAUAGAUUGGGCUCUGAACUAUUUGGAAGAGAGGAAAUGUCCAUAUAAUCUAGCUGUGUCAAUAGCUAAAGAAACAGCUGAACAGAUAGAGAGUAGCAUUUCUGAGCAACAAUUAAAAGAAAACUCAACAUCUGAUGGAAAAUUGCUGAAUUCUCUCACUCUAUAUAAUGAUGCGGUAAAGAAGUUGACAUUGAUAUGCAAAUCCUAUUUAGAGAAAAUGAAUGAAAUAGAUAUUCAACAACCCCCAUUAGCAUAUACUGCAUCUGUGUUUGCUGUAAAAAAUAAGCGGCGCAAAAUGGAAGAUAGACAUGUAAUUCAUCACGAUUUGAAUUUGCUGUUGAACCUAAAGGAUUGUCCACCUCAUAGUUAUUAUGCUGUUUUUGAUGGACAUUCUGGUGUAGAUGCUGCUAGUUAUGCUUCAGCCCAUCUGCAUGUCAACAUAGCAAAUCAUCCUGAUUUUCUGACAGAUACUCCAACAGCAAUUACGGAAGCAUAUAAAAUUACAGAUCAAAAUUUUAGCAAUAAAUGUUUUCAAGAGAAUUUAAAAAGUGGGACAACUGCUGUGUGUGCCUUAUUUAGAGAAAGAACAUUUUACUUAUCCUGGGUAGGUGAUUCUCAAGCAGUUUUGGUGAAAGAAGGAAUACCUGCUAUUGUGACAAGUCCACAUAAACCUGACAGAGAAGAUGAAAAAAAAAGAGUUGAAGAUCUUGGUGGAAGCAUACAAUUUAUUGGAACUUACAGAGUGAAUGGAAUGCUCGCAGUCACCAGAGCAAUCGGUGAUGCUGAUCAUAAACCUUUCAUUAGCAGCGAGCCAGAAAUAACAGUUGUUAACCUAGAGGGCAAUGAGGAUUUCUUAAUUUUAGCGUGUGAUGGCGUGUGGGAUGUUAUGUCACCAGAAGAUGUGGUUGCUGCUUUGUAUUAUAAUUUAUUGGAGAAUGGGCAAGAUGAUCCUUUUGACACAAUGGCUGCAAAACUGGUACAUCAAUCAAAACUUCAAGGUUCUGAAGAUAACAUAACUGCUGUUGUUAUCUUUCUUAGAGAUAUCCAGCUUAUAAAAGAGGCUGCCCAGAAGUAUAUUCCUAAUUUAUCCAAAGCAAACUUUCAGAUGAAUUUUUUUGAAAAUGGUGAGGAAAAAUCAUUGAUUGAUAAGGUAACAAGUACACCUAUAUGUAAGCCAAAUGUACUGGAGUUUAAUUAUUCAUCGAUAAAGAAAUUAAAAAACACAGCUAACGUUUUGAGUGCUGCUGGUUUGGGAGAUUCGUUUACAGAUUAUGUAGAAACUUAUCAUGCUUCUAAUUUUGAGAAGCUUUCUGAAAAGCCUGUACAUACUGUUGUGGCACCUGAAGCAACUGCUCUCAGUGAACUUCCAACUCCUCCAAUUGAUGAUGUGAUGGCUUCUCAGCAAUUUGAGAAUAUUUGUUCAGCCAAUUUAGCUCAAAAAUUUGAACUUGUUUCUCCUAGCACUAAUUCUCCAUUUGAGGAUUUUAAGGAUCAAAAAACAGCUGAAAUUAUUUCUGAAAAUGAUAAAAACAUUCUGUUAAAUGAAGAAUUGUCACCAGAGGAAGCUGUUGAUAUUGCAUCCACUGUUGUAUCCAAUGCCAUUGAAACCGCUGUGAAGUGUAUUUCUGAAAAAGAAUUUAAUGAAACCAAAGUUCACAUGAGCCCCCAAAAACUGAAUCCAUAUGCAGAACCUUUUGUUAUGAAAUCUUUUAUUCCGUCUGAAACUGUUGAAUGUAACUUGGUUAAUAUUUGUCCUUCUGCAUCUGAUUUAACCUCUGUUAUGGGAAAUACAGGCUUAACUUUUAAUAAAGAGAAAGAGCUUAUAAUGUCAGAAACUAUUUCUACUGAAACUAAGGAUAACAUAGAACCCACUACAUGCAGCUCAUCUAUAAUUGAAAAGGCUCAAGUAUCUGUUAAUGAGCUUACUUUAGCAUCAACUGAUUUAGACGGCGCUACAAAACUACCAGUACCUGCUAAAUCUGAGAUGCGUAGUGAAAACUUAUCUUUAAUAGCUGAUAUGGAUAUCUCGCUCGUAAAUAAUUCUGCAUUUGGUGAAUUUGACACACCAGAGAAUAAAAAUUUAUUGAUUAAGGAGGAUCUACGAAUGAAUAGAUCUUCACAACAAAUAAUUGAUAACUUUGUAAACACUGAAUUGAAAGAAAAUAUUUCAGCACAAAAUUUAUUUGAUGUUUUAAAAACUGAAGAAAAUAAAACAGAGGAAAGUAUUAUUGAAGUAUUUUCACAAGAUAUUGUUAUUGAAGUUUCAGAUGAAAAGUCUCCCUUAGGAGAGUUUCUAGAAAUAGAAAACGCUAGUUCAAAUGAAAAUGACAAAGAUUUUCUUAAACAUGGUGAUGAAGAUGUUUGUAACUCUGAAAUUUCUUUAAUUCAAAACACUCAAAAUAUUGAAUUAAUUGAUAUCUCCUCAGAUAUAGUUAAUAAUGAUCUUCUAGAUUUAAAGACUGGGUGCAUAGGAACUGAUAUUCCUGUUGAAAGUAAUAGCAUUGUAAAUGAAUUGUGUGUUACAGAGAGUUCUCCAGUUACAGAUUCCUCAAGUGUUUCAAUUCAUGAUGACCAGGUUCGUAGAGAGCCACCAAAAUCUGACAUAAAAGAAGAAAAUGCUGUACAAUUACCAGAUGAUAAGAAACCAGAAGUUGCUUUAAUUUUGGGAGGAGUAUCGUUACCUCUUGUCGAUGAUACAGCAGCAGCUGUGUUACCUACAGAUCACUCAGAAGAAUGUCAUGUUGAAACAGUUGCUGUUGAUUUGCAGUCUGUGCCAGUUGGUGUUCCAGAAGCAGAAGGUGUCACUGAAGAUGUUGAUUCUGAUUCUGAAAAGGACGGUGGUUGGAGUUAUAUGAAAGGCAAUGCGGCUGGUGAGAAAAAUAAAUCUUCUGAGAAAUCCUCUAAGCAAGAAACCCCAAAGUUAAAAAGAGAUGCACAAAAAUCUACUGAUAUCAAAAGCAAAGUUAAAAGCACUGUUGGUGUGGAAAAAAAUAAAAAAUUACUUGCAGAAAAGAAGCCUCUAGAAGUUAGAAGCAAAUUGUCUAAGCCGACGUCAACAAUCGCAAGUAAGACAACUGACAAAGCAAAAGUUCCAAUUACUGGAACAUCUACAACAGCUAAAAAACUAAUUCCAGCUGCUAAAAAUACAAUUCCCUCUAGUAAAAUGUCUAGACCCACUACUGUUCCUCGAAAUGCUCCGACUCAAAACAAAUCUGGAGUUACAUCGUCCGUAAGCCGAAUACAAACUUCUACGAAGCCUGCUUCAGCCAUUAAUACCAAAGUGAAACCUAAUAAUGGAGUUAGUACUACUUCUACUCAUACUACAAGUUCUUUAAUUAGAAAGCAGCCUUCUACUCAAAGUAACAAAACUAGUACAUUGUCAUCUGCUCGCACUACUUUGAAUCGUCCAGCAACUGCAACAGUUCCUAACAGAGCUUUAUCAGCUACAAAGUCAACUACUUUACCAAAAUCUUCGUUUGAAUCCAAACCAAAGCAAACAUCUACAACUUUAAGACAAACUGUUUCAUCCACUUUGAAAAAGCCUGAAAUUAAGGAAACCAAAGAGCUAUCUAACAAGCAAUUAAGUGAGAAAAACAGCCCUCUUCCAAAGAUCCCAAGCAAAGGAAUUUCUUCAAAUGUCAAUAGUACUCUUAAAUCUUCCGCUUCUGGGAUUAGCAAAACUGCACCAAAACCUAAUGUUCCUUCGAAAAGAGAGUUGAUUAAAAAUGUGCCAAAGACUCAAAUAUCUCGUCUUGCUCCUAGAAACAAUAGUCAAGUUAAACCUACCAGAGAUUUAGCCAAACCAGUAGCCACAGAUUCUACUAAACUUACAACCAAGCAUUUACCAUCAUUUUCCAAAAAAGCAAUACAGAAAACCAACCAAAUAGUUGAAGCUGAUGAUAAAAAUACAAAUGAAUCAACACCUUCUGAAGAGGAAAAGCUUUUACGGGAAGUCAAUGAUGUGGAAAUUUCUACUAAAGAAUUGGCUGAUUGCGCUACUACUGAUGCUGUUCAUGAAAAGACUCCUAUGGAAAAUGGAUGUAACUCUGAAGAGGAAGAAAAAGUAGUAAAAGAUGAACCAACACCCAACCCUGUUGAAAGUUUACUGUAAUGGAAUAUGAAAUUUUAAAAUUUCUAGUCUCUUAAGCGAUCUCUGUUAACUUUGAUUAUAAGUUUUUCUGCAAAGUGUGAUUUGAAAUUUAUAAUUGAAUUUUAAGAUUCUGUUUGUAAUUCGAAUAUUUUAUAUAUUUUUUUAAUUAAAAAUAUAGAUGCCCUUUCAAAUCUAAUUUUAUUUUCUCUAAUUGAUUUAAUCUGAACUUUGUAAUGGUUGUUUUUACGUGUUCAUCAGUGUAUAUUUGUAAUUAAUAUCAGGUGAAUUUUUUUCUUUUAUUUCAUAGAAUGAUAAAUUUUAGAAAACUUCUUAUGAACUUUUUUAAUAGUUUUAUCGACACUGUCAUAGCUUUAUACAAAUUAUUUCUAAUAUGUGAUACAACUAUUAGUUUUUAAUUGUUAAUUCUAAAUCCCAAGUAAUGCUUGUGUGUAAAAAAAAAUACAUUUAAAACUGAAAAGCUUAAUUGCAUUGAUUUAAAAUCUCUUGAAUGAGUGGCAGCUAAACUGAUGUGGUAAAGUCCAACCACCUUAACCAGGGUUGAUUGUAUUGUACUGAAAUGGGUCAAGCUUCACAACUUCCUCCUUUCUCCCAGAAUUUUCAGCAAAACUAAAAAAAAUAAAUUUAAAAAAUAUUUAAGUAAAUGUAGUCUUUUUUUUUUUUUUUUUUUUUUUUAACCAUUAGUAAGAACUUCUAAAAAUUUCUUUAAUUUUUUUUCUGCUCCUGAUUAAUAGUGUCUUAGUUAUUGUAUAGAAAAAGUUUUUUUCUUUUUAAAAUAUUAGAUUAUAGAUAGGAAUGAAUACUAAAUGUUACUGUAAAAGUAGGUGAUCAAUUCUUUCAAUUGGAUAUCUAUUAAACUGAAAGAUAUCUAAAUUUAGCUCCUAAUUUGACAACUGGCUAUAUUUAUUUUAAAUUUUUUUUUUCUGUUAUUUUGCCUGGGAAUUUUUGGAGAGAAAGGACCAAAGUCUUUGCCAAGCUUGAUCUUGGCAUAUUUUGAGGUUUUUUUAGCCUAUAAUCUUCAACUAAAGAUUGUCUUCUAUGGAUCUUUUUAUCAUUACAAAUGAAAUAAAAUAUUUCAAAUUUAAAAGUAAAGCUAAAUUUUUGUAAUUAAAACAAAAUAUUUAUCUUAGACAUUGGCAGUUAUGUUCAGUUGUAUAUUAGCUUAAAAUUUGCAUUUAGAAAUAUUGAAGUGCCUUUAACUUGUUGUAAAAUUUGUACAUUAUUUUUCCCCCCAGCUGAAAAUUGUUUAAAGUUUUAUCCAUCCAUGUUAUAUAGAAAUUGCUAUUGUUGGAGAAAUUUAUGUGUAAAUGUAAAUACUAAGUUACUGUUGCUUAAUUGUAUCUGCCUAAUGCCUAUUAAUUUGAACACUUUACUUGUCUUUGCUUUGUAUUUCUAGGUUUUGCAUUUGAUUGGGAAUUGCGAUUCUUUUUAUUAUUAUUAUUCAUUAUUACACAACUUGAUAUAAAUUUGUUUUUAUCAUGUAUGUGUGUUUUUAAAGGUAAUAAGUUUGUCUACUUUGGUUCCAUUCAAAAUCAUUGUCUAAGUUUUUUUUUUUUUAAUGUUUUAUGAAGAUCUGUCCUUGGCUUAUACAUGUACUUUAUUUUGAUUUUAUUAAAUCUGUUUUUGAAUUAAAAUUUGUUUAAAUUGUCUUAUUAAACAGUUAACAAAAUUAAAUAACUAGGACACUCUUUUAUAAAUUAUUAAAAAUUUUGAUGGCAAUUUACUCUAAUAAUCAAAUAGGGUGAUGAUUAUAAUAAGAGGCUGUGGAGAAAUUAUGAACUAUUUUAUUUUUAGCUAAAUUUAAAAAAAUAAAUUGUCAAUAACUUAUAAUUAUUUACUUAUAAAUAUUUAACUUCAUUUUUAAAAUUUUUUUAUUUAUUUUUAAAAAAAAUCUUUAGUUUUUACAAUUAUUUUAUAAAUUAUUAUAAAGGAUAUAAAUUAUUUUUGAUUAAAAUGUUGUUCUUUUACUACCAAUUAUGGUUUUAAAAAUAAUGAAUAUGCAUAAUAAAUAAUGAAAAUACAUUACUACUGUAAUGACAGAGGUGUUUUAAUUUUCUAAUUCUUUAUAUCUGUAUUAAAAACAGUUCUCAAAUAUCUUAUAUUCUACAGAAUAUAUCUCUUUCUAAUGGUAGUUUUAGUAAUUUUAUUACUAUCAAAACUUAUCCAGUAAAAUAUUUUAUGUAAUUUUUAAAAUUUUCUCUUAUGUUCUUGAUGAAGGAUCAUAUUUCUACUUGAUGUGUACACAAUAGUAACUUAAUAUAAAUUUAUUUUUUUUUUAAAAGAUCUUUACAAUCUUGUUUCCUUUUUAGUGUUUAAAUCAUUUUAGAGAUAUAAAUAAACGUUUCACAUUUGUGCUAUCUCUUAUAUGUAUUUAUUUGGCUAAGCAAAGAAAAAUCAUUUUUUGUUCUAUAAAGUUAAAUGUCUGUACAGAUAGAUGAUAUAGAUCAAAAUUAAAUUUUACUGAAUUUUACAAGUUAAAAUGUUUUAUAUUGGAUUAGAACUAGUACAUUUAUAUACAGCAUUUGUAUCAAAAUAUUUAUUGCUAGUUAUUGCAAUUUUUGUACUGGUGAUGUGUCCCUGCAUUGCCAUUUUGCAUUUGUAUUCCAGAAUAAAUUGGGGCAUUUUUAGUA
Messenger RNA from Parasteatoda tepidariorum (common house spider), 7065 nucleotides. RefSeq lists its product as uncharacterized. Gene Ontology annotation, molecular function: protein serine/threonine phosphatase activity. NCBI's taxonomy places the organism in Eukaryota, Metazoa, Arthropoda, Arachnida, Araneae, Theridiidae. Gene Ontology annotation, biological process: protein dephosphorylation. The record is from RefSeq and is a predicted model, not a curated record.